Messenger RNA from Rhizoctonia solani, 1896 nucleotides. RefSeq names its product NAT, N-acetyltransferase, of N-acetylglutamate synthase. The record is from RefSeq and is a predicted model, not a curated record. Gene Ontology annotation, molecular function: L-glutamate N-acetyltransferase activity, acting on acetyl-CoA as donor; arginine binding. Gene Ontology annotation, biological process: L-arginine biosynthetic process. The transcript is spliced from 3 exons. Lineage: Eukaryota; Fungi; Basidiomycota; Agaricomycetes; Cantharellales; Ceratobasidiaceae. Gene Ontology annotation, cellular component: mitochondrial matrix. The coding region runs from base 1 to 1896 and encodes 631 amino acids.
AUGAUUUCUCAGAGGAUUUCUGCGACGCUGCGCUCUAAGACUGGCUCGACACUCUCGCGUGUUCCUGGCUGUGGGCUCGCGAGCGUACAUGGUGUGGGCCGCAGUCAGUUGCCGGACGACGACGGUGCAAACCCAGGGGCGAACGACUUUAUUCUUUCAGUCUUGCAGUCUGUUCCUUCUCAGCGUGAUGCCAAGGCAUACCUCAAGUCGUUUGGCCCCAGGCCCACCAAGCCCCAGCAACCAAUACCCCCAUCCAAGCUACUUGACCUAACCCUUCCUCCAUUGCCGGUUCCCGUCUCGACGACGGCCGCCCCGAUACCACCGUUGCCAAAUACAUUGCCGGUUAUCGCAUCCAUCCUAAAUCCGGUUCAACGCCAUACCGCUCUCGUCAAGUUCCAGGGUCCGUUUACUGAUCGACAACUGGAAAGCGUUGCACGUGGUAUGGUCUAUCUCGAAAAGCUUGGAUUGACCAGUGUCAUCGUUGUCGAGCUCGACGAUUGGGUACGCGGUGAACCCGACGAGAGGGCGCGUAUUCUUCAAGAAACACGUAGGGUCGUCGAGGCGCUCGAAGCUCAAGGUGCUCGUGCCCGACCUCUUACCGAGGCCGUUGUUCGUCUCGGACCUCAUCCAGGCGAGCAAGAUGUUGUUGCGGAGGAUGUCAUCGAGACACAUACCAUGCCUGAAGACUUGGUUCAACUUCGUUCUGCUCUGCGCUCUGGCGAGAUCCCUGUUCUCUCUCCUUUGGCUCGCGAUUCAUUUUUGCGCAUGGUACGCGUCGAGGCGAACGACGUCAUUGCUGGACUUACACGCGGAAUGGCCGAAGUUGCAAAAAUCGACGCAGAGAAAGCCGAAUCGGCCGAAGAAUCUAAACUCGGUGAUGAUCUCGACCUCACUCCGAUGCGACUUAUGAUUAUUAAUCGUGAAGGCGGUAUCCCAUCUUAUGCGCGCGACGGGCUUCCUCAUUUGCUCGUCAACGUUCAGGCAGAAUAUGAUUAUAUUCGUGAAACGUAUCGGCAUUCGGCCUGGGACGCUAUGACCCCUACUGCUCUUUCCAACCUUCGCCUCGCGCGCACGUGUUUGUCACACAUGCCCCCUAGUUCGAGUGCGGUCGUCGUUUCGCACCGGUCCCCUCGAAGCUUAAUCGCGAAUCUACUCACCAACCGACCGGCGCAAAGCUCGAGUCUCCCUCCGGCAGCCCUCCUAACCGGAAGCCGUCGCCUCACCCGUGAUACGCCCACCCUUAUUCGACAUGGCCUGGGCAUGCGAGUCCUCCGUAACGUGGAGGACAUCGAUCGAGACAAGCUCACCUACCUGAUGGAACAAUCCUUUGGGAAAACGCUCGACCAAGAAGCCUUUUACGCUCGUCUGGAACAGCGCCUCGAUUUCGUUAUUGUUGCUGGAGACUACGCCGGCGCUGCGGUUGUCACUCAUGAAGGCCCCGAAGGCAGUUCGAUCUCGUACCUUGACAAGUUUGCUGUUUUGCCUGCUCACCAAGGGGACGGUACCGUCGAUUUCCUAUUCGUUGCAUUGCACGAUGAAUCGUUUGGGCUUGGAUCUGACCACGCGAUGAAUCCGAACGAGGGUGGCAAACAAGGCGAGGGUGAAGGUCGAGAUCUUGUCUGGCGCAGUAGGGCCGAUAACCCAGUCAACAAGUGGUACUACGAACGAGCGAGCGGUCACUUGCGGAUCGACGGUGGUAAAUGGGUCCUCUUCUGGUCCGAUGCCGAGGUUCGAAUCAGGAAGCUCGAGGACCAGGCGCGAGAACGGGCUGAAGAAGAGGGAAUUGGGCGUCGUCGUGUUCCUGGAUUGCCCUAUGUCCUCAACGAGGAAAAGGGCAGGUUGUCCAGAUGGGCAGAUAUCGUUAGCGCCAUUCCAUCCAGCUGGAAAGCAUCAUAA